Impatiens glandulifera is the source of this 947-nucleotide messenger RNA. RefSeq lists its product as uncharacterized. Lineage: Eukaryota; Viridiplantae; Streptophyta; Magnoliopsida; Ericales; Balsaminaceae. The coding region runs from base 179 to 772 and encodes 197 amino acids. The record is from RefSeq and is a predicted model, not a curated record. The transcript has 2 exons.
CUACCGUCUCUGUUUCAGCUCUGUUUCAUUUCCCCAAAUCCAAAAACGAUAUGUCGCCGCCGCAACAGUAACCUCACGCCGCCGACAGUAUCUUCUCUCUAUCUCAUCUUUCAAGCAAACCUUAUCAUCAUCGCAAGGUUUUGUUUAGGUAAAACAUUGAUUUGGGUUUGUUUUGGCGAUGGGAAGAGAAUUAAACGUCUUGAUUCAAUCAAUUGAAAAGGAAGAUUCUUGUUCAAAACCCAUAUCUUUAGAAACCCCUGUUACUCCCGAUUCGAUUAGAGAAAUGAUGUUGUUAUCAUCAUCUUCAGAGGUUGAUAACAAUGGUGGAACUGGAAGUCCUCGUACUCCGAAAGAUACUCAAUUUAACCCUUUUUCACCUGGUUCAGAGAAUCUGUUAAAUGCUCCUAUGCGGAAAAAACACUGUGAAGAUUCUCAUGGUAAGAUCUUCCGUAGGCUUGUUUAUGGAUUGGGGAAGAACCAUAAACUUGAUCUUGAUGAAGCUGAACCUGAAUCUGAAGAUGAGAGAAUGUGGGUUAGAGAUUUGUAUGGUGAUCUCUUAGAAGUGAUAGCUUAUGGACAAGCUGAAGAAGUUCUAGCUGCUUUUCCUGAUCAGUUUGAUGAUGGGUCUGAUGCAUCUCCUUCAACAGAUUCUUCUUUACCUGUUUUUAAUGGGAUUGCUGAAACUUGCCCAGCUGCUCCAAGGAAGAUGGAUGAUUCUCUGAAGAAAUCGAUUGUUAUGGACAACAGUUUAUGUAAGAAGCUUGAAUUCUAAAUUAUGUGUGUUCAUCUUUAUUCAAAGCUUUUUCUCUAGCAAUGGAAUGGAAUGGAAUGGAUUGGAAUUGAUAGAUGGAUUCUCUUCACCUGUAAACAUUAGUAUGUUGUUUCUUUUUUUACUUUUUUAAAGAUUAUUUUGUGAAAUAUGAUCAUUUGGAAAAGCUUUGGAUUAA